UCCAUCAAGAUGGCAAUGAUGAAGUAUCUUCUCGUUUUCUUAGCUCUUUCUUGGACUACAGUAAACGCUGCCAGUCUAACAUGUGACGUGUACCCAUGUGAUGGAUCCUGUGAUAUGGGCGUGGCACCUUGCAAUGGACUGAUAUUCCAAGAAGAGUUCAACUCAUUCAACUUUGACAUCUGGGAACAUGAGAUAACCGCCGGAGGAGGAGGGAACUGGGAGUUCCAAUACUACACCAACAAUCGUUCUAAUAGCUAUGUGAAGGACGGCAGUCUUUACAUAAAACCGACGCUGACAUCAGACCAUUAUGGUGAACAGUUUUUAUCAUCGGGAACGCUCGACCUAUGGGGUGCAUCACCUGCCAACUUGUGUACUGGCAACGCGUGGUGGGGGUGUAGUCGCACUGGGACCUCAGCAAAUAUCCUCAACCCAAUACAAUCAGCUAGGAUCAGAACUGUCGAGUCAUUCACAUUUAAGUAUGGACGGAUAGAGGUGGAGGCUAAGAUGCCGACAGGAGACUGGAUCUGGCCGGCCAUCUGGCUCCUUCCCAAGAACAGUGGGUAUGGCGAGUGGCCUGCCUCUGGUGAAAUCGACCUCGUAGAAUGCAGAGGCAACACGGAUCUGAAGGACUCUAAUGGUGUUUCUGUUGGUGUGGAUCAGAUGGGAUCAACCAUGCAUUGGGGUCCUUUGUGGAAUUACAAUGCCUACGAAAAGACACACAACACCAAAAAUCUGGACGGGCAGACCUUUGGCUCUGGCUUCCAUAAGUAUGAACUUGACUGGACCUCAGAUAACAUGAAAUUCUAUGUUGAUGGAGAACUUCUUCUGACAGCAGACCCAGGCGCAGACGGCUUCUGGGACUAUGGAGAGUUUGCGUCGAAGGCUCCAGGUGUCCAAAACCCAUGGGAAAACUCACCCAACAAACUGGCUCCAUUUGAUAGAGAGUUCUACUUGAUCCUGAACGUUGCUGUGGGCGGCACCAACUACUUCUCGGACGGCUUCACGAACACUCCCUCGAAGCCCUGGUUGAACACCUCGCCGACGGCGUCGACGGACUUUUGGAAUGCUCACAGCGACUGGCUACCGACCUGGAACCAGGGGGUCAACAAUGGCGAGGACGCAGCUCUUCAGGUCAACUACAUCCGGGUAUAUGCGUAUCCUGACCAGACGACCUAUCACCUCAGAGACCGAUAACCUAAUUACUGUACCCCAGGAAAUAAUGAUAGCCUAAUACUAACCAAUGGUGAUGAUGAUAAUGGGAAUGGUGAUGAUAACAAUCACAACAAAAAUAGUAAUGAUAAUAAUAAUGAUAAUAAAAAAAAUAUUAUGAUGAUGAUGAUGAAUGAUGAUAACCAUAAAAAUUAUGAUGAUAAUAAUAUUGAUAAUGAUAAUCAUCAUCAUUCUUAUCCUCCUCAUCCUCAUCAAUUAUCAAGAAAUGGGA
Strongylocentrotus purpuratus (purple sea urchin) is the source of this 1441-nucleotide messenger RNA. RefSeq names its product beta-1,3-glucan-binding protein. Gene Ontology annotation, biological process: carbohydrate metabolic process. The record is from RefSeq and is a predicted model, not a curated record. Gene Ontology annotation, molecular function: hydrolase activity, hydrolyzing O-glycosyl compounds. NCBI's taxonomy places the organism in Eukaryota, Metazoa, Echinodermata, Echinoidea, Camarodonta, Strongylocentrotidae.